UGACGUUUAUUUGGAACUCACCUUUUAAGUAAUUUUGAUUGGAAAAUAUUUUUGAAGCGAUCUUACAGCAUGACUAUCAUGACUGUUCUUACAUCGAAGUGCCCUUUGGAGGCUGAUUUAUCCCGUUUGGUACGCAGGGACAGUGUGCGCGUAUGUAUUAAUUUCGUCUGCGGCAUCGGAUCAUUUUCGGGGCUUUACGGUAAAUUCGGCAUCUCAAGUUUGCCUACGUUGAAAGUUACAGAAAACCAACGCCUUGGGAGUUGUGAUGGAGGAUAAGUUAUCCAGAAGUUUGAGUCGUUGUGAGAAAUAACAAUAUACGGAAUUAUAAGGGCCCAAAUAAACACUUAAAACCGACGCCUUUCUUUUGGGUCAAAAAGUCAUUGACCAGUAGCCUUAUGGCUGGUCCUGAGACAGAUGCAGUACAAAGGUGGCGGAAAUGUGUGGACUCUGUGGUGUUCAGUCUUACUGAGGAUCAACUGAAAUCUAUCAAAAACAAAUGUGAGGAGCGUGAUUUUUUCGUGGUGCAUCACCUGGCAGAUCUGAAGGAGGGAGCCAUCUCUCCUCUCAUCCAUGGCAUGCCUAUCACCUGCAAAGUGGAAAAUACAGAAAGAUACACCACCCGUUCCAAGGUACGCAUUUGCAAUCUGUACACGGUUCGUCUGACGCAUGGUGAGUUCACAUGGACGGUAAAAAGAAAGUACAAGCACUUCCAGGAGCUCCACAGGGACCUGUACAAACACAAAGUGAUGCUGCAGUUUUUGCCUCUGGGGAGAUUUGCCAUUCAGAGACAACAGCUGGCGGGUUUGACAGAAGAGAUGCCGACUUUACAUGGAACAAAUAGAAUCAGCAGAACGUCUAGCAAACCAAAAUACCUGGAGGAAUAUUUAAACAAUUUACUGGAAAACACCUUCUACAGGAACUAUCAUGGCAUGCUGGACUUCCUGUCGAUCGGUCCACUCUCUUUCAUCAGAGACCUUGGUCCCAAAGGACUAGAAGGUUAUAUUCUAAAAAGGUCAGGUGGUCACCGCAUCCAGGGGCUCAACUGUUUCGGACACCAUCAGUUUUGCUUCAGAUGGUCUCGCCGCUGGCUGGUUGUGAAGGAUUCAUUCCUUCUCUACAUGUCCAGAGAUCCAGGCAUUGUGUCAUUUGUUCUGCUGUUUGAUCCUGAACUGAAGGUGUUGGUCGGGCAUUGCUACACUGAUACCAAGCAUGGAGUCUGCAUUGAGAACUUUAGCAGGAAGCUGGUGAUUAAGUGCAAUAGCUACCGGCAGGCUCAGUGGUGGAGUCAUGAGAUUCGGAGUCUCUCUGAACCCUGUGAUUUCAUCCAGACACAUCGCUUCGAAGGCUUCGCCCCACCCAGACCUGACACCCUCACAAAGUGGUAUGUUAACGGGAGUGGGUAUUUCUCAGACCUGGCUGAUGCACUGGAACAAGCCAAGGAGGAGAUCUUCAUCACUGAUUGGUGGCUCAGUCCAGAGGUUUUCCUCAAACGUCCAGCUACAGGAACAUACUGGCGGCUGGACAAGAUUCUUAAACGCAAAGCGGAACAGGGAGUGAAAGUCUGUGUGUUGUUGUAUAAGGAGUUGGAAAUGGCUCUGGGUAUUAACAGUGGCUACAGCAAGAGAACACUCAUGAAUCUGCACCCUAACAUUAAGGUGAUGCGUCACCCUGAUCAUGUGGCCGCAGUUGUGUUGCUUUGGGCUCAUCAUGAGAAGAUGGUUGCUAUUGACCAAUCAGUGGCCUUCAUGGGUGGGUUGGACCUUGCCUUUGGAAGGUGGGAUGACAGUGACUAUAGGCUGAGUGAUUUGGCAAUCCAAAAAACAGCCAGUCAUGCAAAAGCAGCCCCAGAGUCUGAUGCUGUGGAUGGCUCUGCUGUUCCUCUGACAGAAUCUGUGUCAGCUCCAGAGUGUGAGGAUGAAGUCGAUCUGAGCUGUAAUGCCCUCUUGUGGCUGGGAAAAGAUUACAGCAACUUUAUUAAGAGAGACUGGACACAGCUGGACCAGCCCUUUCAAGACAAUGUUGACAGAACUCAGGUGCCACGCAUUCCCUGGCGUGAUCUGGGUGCAGUGCACCACGGGAAAGCAGCCAGAGAUCUUGCACGCCACUUCAUCCAGCGCUGGAACUUCACUAAGAUCUUUAAGAAUAAGUACAAGAUCGACUUCUACCCGUACCUACUGCCGAAAUCUCACAGCACAGCAGAUAAGUUGCCAUUCACUGUCCCUGGAGCCAACAAAGCCUCUGUACAGGUUCUUCGUUCCGUUGAUCGCUGGUCUGCUGGCACAUGUGAACACUCUAUCCUUAAUGCCUAUGUACAUGUUAUUGAGAAGAGCGAACAUUACAUUUAUUUAGAGAAUCAGUUCUUCAUCAGCUGCUCAGAUGAGAAGAGUGUAUACAACACCAUCGGAGAUGCUAUUGUCAAACGAAUCCUGCGUGCUCACAGUGAGGGGAAAAAAUACAGGGUGUUUGUUGUGAUUCCUCUGCUGCCCGGCUUUGAGGGUGACAUCAGUCAGGGAGGAGGAAACGCCAUUCAGGCUAUACUGCACUUCACCUACAGGACAAUUAAUCGAGGAGAAUACUCCAUUCUUUCACGAUUAAAGGGACAAAUGCAGGACGAAUGGACUCAGUAUAUUUCUCUGUGUGGUCUGCGCACACACUCUCAGCUGGACCAUUCCCCUGUUACAGAACUCAUCUAUGUCCACAGCAAAGCCCUCAUCUCUGAUGACCGAUGCUACAUCAUAGGGUCAGCCAACAUCAAUGACAGGAGCAUGCUGGGCAGUCGUGACAGCGAGCUGGCGGUGCUGGUGGAAGAUGAGGAAAGAGUUCCCUCUGUCAUGAAUGGAGAGGAGUACCAGGCUGGACCACUAGCACUCGCCUUACGGAAGGAGUGCUUCAGUGUUCUUCUCGGAGCGAAAUCUGACCCAACUCUCAACAUUGACGAUCCAGUCAGUGAUCAUUUCUUCAACAAUGUUUGGAACAAAAUUGCCCAAUCAAAUGCUGUCAUCUAUGAGAAGGUCUUCCGAUGUCUUCCUUUGGACUCCAUCCGCAGCUUGCGUGAGCUGAUGGAGCAUGUGAACGCUGAGAAUCUCAGCCUUACAGACCCAGAAAACGCCAACCAAGAGCUACAGGCUAUCAGAGGCAUCCUGGUCCAUUUCCCGUUGCACUUUCUGUGUGAGGAGUACUUGCUCCCACCACUUAAAAGCAAAGAAGGAAUGGUUCCAACGGAGGUGUGGACAUAGUAGGAAAGAAUAUCAAACAGUGUAGUUUAAAGUGUGCCAGUAAAACUGAAGGUGAGGGGGAAAAAUCACAUCCUCUGGACUAACUGAGCCUAUAGCUACUUUAGUUUGAAAGUCGGAAGUUGCGACUUACUUUUCUUCCAUAUUGUGAUGUAUUUCCGAGUGAAACGGCUUAUCGAACAAGAAAACAAAUAUAGGGCGGGGACUUGAUUUUAUCCAUUUGUUGUUGGUUGGAUUGUGAAAAGUGGGUGUUUCAUACUGAAAUGGGGCAGACUCCAUUUGUAGUCGACACACACACACACACACACACACUCUCUCUCUCUCUCUCUUCACCGUGCCCCACUUAUUUGAGAACCAAACGAUGAUCUAACUGACAACAUUAAUCUGUAACAAGCCCACAAACGCACAUAGCACAUCGCGGUCUUUGCUUACAACGAUUCUGGAGCACAAUGCAAAUGAAUGAGAAACAAGCGCGUAAAAGAUCCCAACAUUUUGAAUCAUAAUACACUAAAUAGAAACAAUAAAGAACACUUACAUGUGAUGUACAUCCCAAGAUACCGGCAUUAAAAAAUAUGAAUAAACUCCAGACCCAUGCAACUUGCAUUGCAUUCAUUUGUGAUCACCUCUGGAAGCAUUCAGGCAUGAAAUGUCUCGCAAAUUUGCCAUUAUUCCUCCUCCUUCGAAAUGUAAAUUCAAAACAGCGGGCCCAUAACCAAGUUACUCUGGAGUAGGGAACAGGAUUUUGAGAGGAAAACAUACACCUCUUUGUCUCUGCAUUAGCUGCUUUGACCCCAGGUUUGUUUACAUGACAGACUCUUGAAGGGGUGAUGUUAAAACUGACUAAAACUUGCUUAAGAGCAAGUUCAUAUUCAUAUUUUUUCUUAAGAUCAAGUUAUGACAUUUUAGAGUUAUAAUUACACAACUUGCAGUUUGGUUUGGACUAAAGAAAAUGGUAGUUAAUUGAUGAUUAGCAUAAUUAUGUAUUAGAAGAUAAACACGUUUAUGCCAGCAACAUGUUGUUGCAAAUUAUAUGGAGACAAUGAAAUUGAUGUAUUCCAAUGCCCAUUAUGCUCAUGAAUGUAAUGAUCUGAGUAUUUAUGAUGGCACAGAAUGUUAAGUACUACAUAUAAAGGGAGGAAUAAGGAGAGAAGAGAAGAGAAGAGAAAACAAGGCAAAUGAGAGAGCACAAGUGGAGUAUUUUUGAUGACCAUGGAACAGAAUGUACAUUUAUUGUUGUGAAUGUAUGAGUGGAUGGCAUUGCUUUACCUUCUUUUCCCUCUCUCUUUAUUUCUCAUUCCUGUGUGCACUACACCUCUCAAUGCAGUGGCAGCAAAUCUCUCAGAACAUUUGUGGUUGUUAUGGUGACGGGUAUAAAGAGCUGACUUGGUCUUGGCUCCUGGGAGAGAAAAGCAGGAGGAAAAAAUAGAUAAACCAUAAAUGUUAAAAAGCUGGAAAAACAGCACUUCAUGCAAACGAUGAAGUGUUUUUUAAAGCAGGUAGUGGGAAGUGUUACAGGGCAGGGAUCAGGUGGGGCAUCAAACAUGGAGAGAUAGUCGGGGGGAGUCUCCGCUCAUUUACCAUCUCCAUGACAACCAGGAGAAAUUAUUGUUAUGUAAUAAUGUCAGCGAUCCAGACGAUUCCACUUUCUGUUUUGGACAGGGAUCAACACAAGUAGAGCAGACUGGAGGCCAGAAAAGCAAAGAUAAUUUUGGCAUUGCCCCAUUUUAACAUCACAUUUUGAAGUUUUAUAAGAAGUUAUUACAAAUCAGCCUGUGUAAUGUUGUACAAAUAAUAUAGAAUGCUAUAUGUGACUUUGCACAUUAAAGGAAUAUUGUGGGUUUAAUACACAUUAAGCUCAAUCGACAGCAUUCGUGGUAUAAUGUUGAUUCCCACAAAUGUUAAUUUUGACUUGUUCCUCCUUUAAAAAAAGCAAAAAUCGAGGUUGCAGUGGGACUUACAGUGGAAGUAAAUGGGGCCAAUUUUUGGAGGGUUUAAAGGCAGAAACUCAUGUAGUAUUUGAGCUGUAAAAUUGUUAAAAUAGUUUUAGGGUUUACGCCGUCAUGUUGUUACGUCGACAUUGGCAAUAAAUUUGUUAGAUUGGAUAGAACUCUGUAUAAAGUUUACAUCUUGUUGCUUUACUUUUGAAACACACUUUUGAAUUCACUUCCAUUUUAAGUGCCUCACUGCAACCCAGAUUUUUGCUGGAAAACGAGAGACGACUCUAAAUGAAUUUUUGUAGUAAUCAACGUUAUGCCAGAAAUGCUGUCGAUUGAGCUUAACUUGUACUGAACCCGGAAUAUUCCUUUAACAGAAUCUUUUAGGUUUUAACCACUGUAGAUAGUACCAUAACAUACUGUAACAUUCCAAUCAAAUCAAGCAAUCAAGAAAAAAAAUUUAUGAACCGACAAUUGUUUUUUUUUUUUUUUGUUUUUUUUACAACUGUCCACAUUGUUCAGACAUAUUAAUGUAUACAUGCUCUGUAGUGCACUUUUGCAUGUAAAUGGAAUUGCUUUUCUGUAGAAAGCAAACAGUACAGAUGAGAACCCACUAAUACUUCAUUAAAAUGAACCUUGUCUAACAGUC
This is a messenger RNA of Myxocyprinus asiaticus (Chinese sucker), 5816 nucleotides long. Its product is annotated as phospholipase D2-like. The record is from RefSeq and is a predicted model, not a curated record. Gene Ontology annotation, biological process: phosphatidic acid biosynthetic process; cell motility; intracellular signal transduction. Bases 396 to 3236 code for a protein of 946 amino acids. Gene Ontology annotation, molecular function: D-type glycerophospholipase activity; phosphatidylinositol binding. Lineage: Eukaryota; Metazoa; Chordata; Actinopteri; Cypriniformes; Catostomidae. The transcript has 25 exons.